UUUUUACGCUGAUGACGGUGGCAGGAGGCGCAGGUUCGGUUAGCUUAGCGACGUUAAGAGGGAGGAGAACUACCUGCUAAGAUAAUAUAAUUUAAAAACUACACAACUAAAACAGGAAGAACCGAAGGAUGAUAUAAACUAACGAGGGAAACGCGGAAGUAUGAAAACCCGAGGAACAUCCGGGUACUGACGCGGGUUAGGAAACGGCUCUUUAACGUUUGUUUUGAGAGGCCUGAUGCUAAGUGCUAACUGCUAACCGCCGCCGGGACACACCGGGCCGAGAGAGAGCACCGGAGCUCCGUGGGCUCCGUGGGCUGGGUCCGACCCACCGGGUUUCACCGAGACGAAGACACGGUGUCCCGGAUGAAGUCUCCCCGUGAGGCGUGGAUUCAGUCAGGACUCGCCUGUUCUUGGCUUUCUUAACCCUCUCACCAGCUCCCAGCGCCGCCUCCCGCUCGCCUCCCGCCAUGAACCGCUACCUGCCGGUGGCGCGGCAGCACUUCCUGGCCGCCCUGGCCAGCACCAGCGUGGUGGUGAAGGCCAUCAGCGCCGUGGUGGUGCUGCUCUACCUGCUGUCCUGGGCCGUGGACACGCCCUACGCCCUGGCCGUCACGCCCGGGUACCUCUUCCCGCCCAACUUCUGGGUGUGGACGCUGGCGACGCACGGCGCGGUGGAGCGGCACGUCUGGGGCGUGGCGGCCAACGUGGGCACGGUGAUGGCGUGCGGGCGCCUGCUGGAGCCGCUGUGGGGCGCCCUGGAGCUCCUGAUCUUUUUCGCGGUGGUCAACGUGUCGGCGGGGCUCCUGGCGGGACUCUCCUACCUCCUCACCUACGUGGCCACCUUCGACCUGGACUACCUGUUCGCCGUGCGCGUGCACGGAGCGGCCGCCUUCCUGGGAGGAGUCCUGGUGGCGCUGAAGCAAACCAUGGGAGACACGACGGUGCUCAGAGUCCCACAGGUGAGGCUGAAAGCCGCCCCCGCUCUGGUCCUCCUCUUCCUGGCCUUGCUGCGUCUGUCCGGGCUGCUGGACAGCGCCGCCCCCCUGGCGGCCUACAGCUACGGCGCCCUGUCCGGCUGGAUCUACCUGCGCUUCUACCAGAGACACAGCCGGGGCCGCGGCGACAUGUCCGACCACUUCGCCUUCGCCAGCUUCUUCCCCGAGGCCCUGCAGCCGGCCGUGGGCCUGCUGGCCGGACUGGUCCACGCCGCCCUGGUCAAGGUGAAGGUCUGCAGGAAGAUGGUGAAGAGGUACGACGUGGGCGCCCCCUCCUCCAUCACCAUCAGCCUCCCAGGGACCGACCCCCAGGACGCAGAGAGGAGGAGACAACUGGCGCUUAAAGCCCUGAACGAGCGCCUGAAGCGCGUGGAGGACCAGUCGGCUUGGCCCAGCAUGGACGACGAGGAGGACGAGGACGAGGACGAGGUCCGGACCGAGUCUCAGCCCCUCCUCCACGGCGGCCGGGACCCGUCCUCCUCCACCUCCUCCUCCUCCUCCACAGCCAGAACGACCAGCGGCCCCAUGGGCUCCUCCGCCUCCUCGUCCUCGCAGGGCGGCGGCGGCGGCGUGGGAGCGGCGUCCUCCUCGGGCGGCGGCGGCGUUCAACACCCAGAGUCCAGCAUCAUCAGCUUCGAAGAUGCGCCGUCUAGAUCGUAGCGAACGGACCCGACGUUUUCACAUGUGAUGCACUAGUCUCUUCUAGUCCACCGGUUUAUUCAGAGACACGCCGCUCUCUCUCAACGCCAUCAAAACAUAUGAAACCUGUACAGAUGUUUCCGCUCGGACAUGUUGGUUGUAAAACGUUGGGGCGAACUUUUCUCCUCCUCCUCCUCCUCCUCCUCCUCCUCCUCCUCCUCCUCCUUCCCCCUCCGGUCCAGGACACGAACCCCCGACCCGCUGAGCUCUGUUCACUGCUUCGUGUGUCUCUAUGCUUUCUGAAUAAAUAACUAACGUGGGUGUGCAACUACUGUCGGCCAGAUCUGUUCUUUUGUCGCCCGCCACGGGGAAAACGACACGGAUCCUGGUUCUGGUUCCAGGUAAGAAGAAGAAGAAGAAGAAGAUGCUGCUGAUGAUGAACUAAUGACACCAAACCAAGAAGAAGAAGAAGAAGAAGAAGAACCAGGUGUUUCCAGGAUAAUUUGAAGAAGUCGUAUCUGGACGUACACGCAGAGAACUGAACCACAUCUCCUCUUCUUUUCGUUUUUUCUUGAUGAAAUGAACUCUCAGAUCUGUGGUCGGCCGUCCUGUUUCAUGAUUUCAUGUUUUUCUUUUGAAGCUCCUCAUCCCGUUCACAUUUAGGAUCUGAAAUCGAACGUCGCGCUGCUGCUGCUGCUGCUGCUGCUGCUUUAUCAGAGCAGAGGCGUGAGAACGAGCCUUUGUUUAAAAACGGUUCAUAAGCAGUUUGCAUCUUUUUCACAUGUCUGUUAUUGCGUGAGGUGAUUUAGUCUUCGGGGGCUGUAGACGUCCCAGUGUGGUGGAGGUGGAGGUGGAGGUGGAGGUGGUGGUAACCAAUCCAAUCAUUGAAUUCCCAGUUCUUGUCCUUUUGUGAUUAAAAGUAAUUUGCAGCCAGUAAAUUAAUGACGGAUGUGAACUUUUAACUCGGGCUGCGUUUAGAUUGUUUCCAGUCUGACUGGAUGAGUAACGCCUUUAUUUAUUCUGCUAUUUGUUUAAUGAGGAGCGACUUGGAAGUGGCCUUUAGUCCCAGGAUAGAGCAGCAAAGUCACAUCAUAAACAUCCUUCACCUGGAACACGGUUAAAAUACGUAUUUAAUUUCCAGAGAUUCCAAAUCUGAAAUCUAAUUUAAUCCCCCUCCUUUUGUUUUUAGCUUUUAGCUUUUAGCUUUUAGCGUAGCGUCUUGGAGUGGAGCUUUUCUGGAGUAGCAUCAAGGAAGAACGUGAAUGGAUUCGUUGAACUCGCCGCCCUGAACGAGUGGGAAGUGAUAAGCCAUAUUAGAGCGACAGCGUUCUGCUUCUUCCGGUUCUAUCUGGUUCUUCUUGUUCAUUUUGACACUAAAGGUCGAGCUGCAGUCGGUUAAGACGACAGAGAAUCAAUCAUCAGUGCAGCCACAUUCAUUAGAAAGAGGAAGGUUUAUCCAGAGAUAAACCAAAGGGAACGGGACUUGUUGAGUUUCUAGAAGUCUAGAAGUUCUAAAGGACUCAUUGUGUUCAAGAAAACCACAAACAAGUCCAAUUCUCUUUGGGGAAAAACAUGAUCUGGAGAAACUCAACAGACGUCCUCAGUCAUCCAGGUCAUGAUGUGUCCAAGAAACAUGUUGAGUUGGAUGAAGACGUUUCAUCCAAGAAGGUCUGUGAGGGUUCAGUUAAUAAGCUAAACAAAGACAGUUUGAGGGUUUUCUUGAAGAAGUUGCACCACUCGUCCAAGAAGUUUCUUCAGUUCUAAAAGACUGGAUGGUUAAACCUCAGCAGACGUCCCCCGUCAUCCAGGCCCUGGUAUAUCCAUGAUGGUGUUGUUGAAGACGUUUCAUCCAGGAAGGUCUGAAGGUUCAGUUAACAAACUAAACAAGGACUUUUCGGGGGUUUUCUUGUAGAUGUUUCACCGCUCAUCUAAGAAGCUUCUUCAGUUCAGAAGAAAUAUCUAAAAGAACUUGGAUGAAAUGUCUUCAUGACAAGACCAAUGGAUGGACGUCUGUUGAGGUUCUCCAGGUCCUGAUAUAUCCAGAAAACAAAGCUACACCAACGUGAGCUGGACUUGAAGGUUUAUUUGUGCCAUUAAUCGAAGGAGCUUCUUCAGUGGCUGAAAACCCAACAGGUUCAUGGUCAUCGAUGACUCAGACAAGGUGAAACAAGGAUGUGUUGUUGAGUUGGAUGAAGAACUUUCAUCCAAGAAGGUCUGAAGGUUCAAUAAACAAACUAAACAAGGACAUUUUGGUGGUUUUCUUUUCACCACUCAUCUAAGAAGCUUCUUUAGUGUAGAAGAAAUGUUUAAAAGAACUUGGGUGAAACAUCGUCAUGACCAGCGCAAUGAAUUACUGUGGGUCUGUUGAGGUUCUCCAGGUCAUGAUGUAUCCAAAAACCAAAGUUACACCAGGAGAACUGGACCUGGAAGUAUCUUUUGUGCCACUAAUCCAAGGAGCUUCUCCAGUGGAUGAAAUGUCUUGAAGAAAACUAAACAGGUUCAGAGUUGACUCAGACAAACUGAAUCAAGAAUUUGUUGUGUUUUUUGAGCUGAACAAGCAAAACAUGGAUGAAGAUGAUCCAUCCAUGGAGGUCCAGGAAGUUCUUGAAGAUGUUUCACCACUUUUAUGAAGCUUCCUCAGUUCAGAACAAAUAUCUAAAAGAAACGUUUUCAAGAAGACUGUACAAGUCCAGUUGCCUUUGGUUUAGCUUUGUGUUUUUUGGAAAACCUCAACAGACAUCAACAAAAAAAAAAAGGCCACUGGUCGUGUUCGGUUUUCUUGAAAAGUUUCACCACUUAUCCAAGAAGCAUUCCUAUUGUUGCAGCUUGUGUUUGACCUGGACGACCGGGAACCUUCACAGAGGUUCACUGGAGUCCUGCAGAGGUUCUUGAAGACGUUUCAUCCAUUCUUCUGUUGUAAAAACCUGCUGGGUAGAGGAUCAGCAUCAGGAUGUAACAGACUGAAGUCAUGUGAGUUCACUAGUUCACCUUCACCUCCAGCUUCACCCUCAUGUUCCUAUGUCUGUGGUAGAGGAGAAUAUUGUCUGUACGACGAACUAGAAGGAAUAAACUCCCAAACUUCACGUGUUCUCUGGUUGGUUUCUGGUCAGUGGCUGAAAGAAAAGACAACAUUCACCUGAAUGUAGAAGUGAAUCACUACCCAGCUUCUCCUAGAGCAACCGGCCACUUCAUUAGGUCCAGUACUGAACUCCUGCUCCAGAUCUAGUCUUCAUGAAGGUUUUGGUGUUCAAAGUUUCAUUGUAUCUUACAGUUCUAUUGGAGGAUUUAGAUCAGAAUGGAUUCACUACUGUACCUAAUAAAGUGGCCGGUGGUGCCACAGUCGAGUUAGAAGUCAUAUUGUAAAAAAAAAAAUGUCUUCCGGUCCCGAAAUGAACAGAUUGUAGACGAGGCCGAUGGGUUCGUUAAAGAUAAAUCACUCACUAUGUUUAGUUUGUGUUUUCUUUUUUUCAUUUUUAUGUUUCUGCUCCAACGAAUCUCAUUCACACUAACGUCUCUGACUCUGUCUCUGUCUCUGUCUCCGUCUCUACUGUGAUUGUUGCACAGAGUUUUGUUAUUUCUUUUUCUCUUUAUGAAAUAAAAGACGAUUGUAUGAAAUUUCA
Molecule: messenger RNA, 5254 nt
Organism: Mugil cephalus (flathead mullet)
Lineage: Eukaryota; Metazoa; Chordata; Actinopteri; Mugiliformes; Mugilidae
Gene: tmem115
Product: transmembrane protein 115
Exons: 4
Coding region: 468-1655 (395 amino acids)
Biological process (GO): retrograde vesicle-mediated transport, Golgi to endoplasmic reticulum
Cellular component (GO): Golgi apparatus; membrane
Source: RefSeq, a predicted model, not a curated record